AUGUUCUUUUUUCGAGUUCUCUUCUCCUUUUUUCCCCAACUUCUCAUCAUCGAUUAUCAGCUUUUUCAUCUCACGACUUUCAACUACUACUUACGGCUCAAUAAAAGGUUUUCACUUCAAAACCACUCGGGUAACACCUUGGAUAUCUGAAAAACCGAUGUAUUUCUUUGACAACGGCUAUAUUUUUCUAAUAACAUUUCUAGAGUAACAGUUGAGCAUAAGUAGAAAAAUUCUGCUUAAACUUCUGAGCUCUUUGAAAACUCUGAAGGUCCAACUCUUAAAAUUUCCUUGGAAGCUUUUGAGUGACAUCAUUCAUCGCCCCAGCUUUUCCUUUGAAUAAAAUGUCGUUACCGACUUGAAAAAAGUCUCAAAAAUCGAACAUCUAAAAGUGCAUCCGCCUUUUAGUCAUACGUUACAAGCUACAGAGAAAAAGAGAGCAUAUUUUUAUUUCUUUUGAACGCGGUAUUUUCUGUUCUCAAACUUCAAAGAUGGAUCAAAAAAAAGGAACCGAAGAAGACAUACAAGCUCGGGGUUGUGGAAGAAUGAGCAACCUCUCAAGUAUUCAUUCAGAGAAAAAGCUCUAGACGCGCAGCCUUACCGAGGCCAGUUUCAGCCUUCAAAAAACUCUUUAAAAACUACAUUCGCUUCGAAGCAUGUGAAAGCUAUCAACGCAUAAUUUUCACAGCCUUAAGAACCUUGAAAGACUGCUGCAGCUCAAAAAGUUGAAAUUCCACAAGUGGCUGCUUGAACGGAGCAAAAGAGACUUAGCCUCUCUAAAUUUUCUCCUCAAAAAAGAUAUAUUCAAACCUCUCCGAUCUUAGGUGGGAAUUAAAGUUCAAAAUUCAGAGCGAAACUUUGUUCAGAAAAAGACUUUUCAAAAGUGUGAAAAGUCAAGAGCACAAAUUCUGAAGCUUCCAUUAAAGCCACCGCGACGAAAAAACCUCGGAACUGUGUAAAAAAAACUUUCUACGCGAGACAAGAGCCUUCAAACUGAUAAUUCUAGACCUUGAAAAUUAAACCUAUGAGUUUCUUAAAAUAUCGCCCACUGUGAGCAUCAAGGUUAUGAAAACUACCUUCAAGGUGCUAUCAACGCAAUCGUAACUUCUGAAGUAUUAACUAAAAUGUUUUUGAGAACUUUCAAAAAAGGUCACACUGAACCAUGGCAAACAUUACCAUCUCAAACAAAAAAAAACGAAGAACUAUCAUAAAGUUCUCAUGAGCCCCUGUGGACAUUUCCAAGCUCUAUUAAAGUCUAAAAAGACCAGUAGAGCUCGAAAAAUAUAUUCGGAAAAAAAAAACGACAUGAAGUGAUCCGUUCCGUCUCGACUUGACUAUUACAGCAGUGGCUGCGGCGACGGCGUCCCAGCGCCGCAACGCCUCCCCGGCUGGCCGACGGCCGGCGGCACACGAACCGAGACACACGCAGAGAAGAGAUAUCUCACCCUGAUAUUUUUCCGCCUUUUCUUUUUCCAUUCCCUUUGGUUAUAUUUCUUUUCGCGUGUUUCUCUUCUCCUCCUUCUGAUCACCAUCAUCAUCAACAUCUCCAUCAACAGUCUUCUCUUCCUUAUUGAUUCUUAUUCUCAAAUUUUUGUGGAAAAAGUUUUGAAAGCUAGCCCAAAGAUUCCUCUUCUCAUCACUUUUAUCUCCGUCCAAGAAUCAUGA
This is a messenger RNA of Caenorhabditis auriculariae, 1662 nucleotides long. The record is from the annotation of a GenBank genome assembly. NCBI's taxonomy places the organism in Eukaryota, Metazoa, Nematoda, Chromadorea, Rhabditida, Rhabditidae.